Messenger RNA from Hypoxylon trugodes, 1944 nucleotides. Its product is annotated as putative cytochrome P450. Gene Ontology annotation, molecular function: oxidoreductase activity, acting on paired donors, with incorporation or reduction of molecular oxygen; iron ion binding; heme binding. The record is from RefSeq and is a predicted model, not a curated record. The coding region runs from base 262 to 1788 and encodes 508 amino acids. The transcript has 3 exons. Lineage: Eukaryota; Fungi; Ascomycota; Sordariomycetes; Xylariales; Hypoxylaceae.
GCUUGUACCAAUGAUAAUCCCUGAUAGUCAACGAUGUUGGAAAUAGGAUGCAAAUGCCUACCACAUAAUUGGCAGAUCUGGGGUUCUGCACCACGCGGCUGGUUGUCAGAUUAUAAAUCCAAAGCCUGAAUACUUAAACGCCCUAUAUUAGCUUAGAAGGAUAACUACCGUACACUCACCUCGUUUAUUAAAUUACAUAGCGGCAUCAUCUAAGAAAUUAUAGGACGAAAAAAAAUAAUACGUGACAGACAUAAGUCCGCGAUGCUAGCCAGUGAAUGGUCAUGGACGGGUCGGCUAGUUGCCGCUCUAUUGGCAAUAUUAGCUUACCCCAUCCUCCAAGCAAUCUAUAACCUCUACUUCCACCCCCUCCGCAAAAUCCCCGGGCCACGGACAUGGUCCGCUUCAAGGCUCCCCUUCGUAUGUGCACUCCUACGAGGAACCAUAAUACAAGACAUCGAGAAACUCCACCGAAAAUACGGUCCAGUGUUACGCAUCGCACCAGAUGAAGUCACAUUCGCGCAAGAAGAAGCGUAUAACGAUAUCUUCCAACCACGAUCCAAUAACCAACCCCCAUUCCCCAAAGAUCCCGUAUGGUGGGAGUUUCCACCGGGUCUGCCGGUGUCGUUGAUGAAUGCGUUUGAUCCCGAGUCGCAUGCGCGGAUUCGGAGACAACUCGCCCCUGGGUUUACUAUGCGUGCGCUCCGCGCGCAGGAGCCGAUUUUACAGAGAUAUGUGAAUCUCCUCGUUGAAAGGCUCCACGAGCGUGCUAAGGGUAAGGGGGCUGUGAUUGAUAUGAUGCCAUGGUUCAACUUCACCACCUUCGAUAUCUUCGGGGACCUCGGUUUCGGUGAAUCUUUCGGGUGUCUCGAGAACUCGCAAUACCACUCCUGGGUCGCGAUGUUAUUCCGGACCGUAAAAGCAUCGGCCUACGGUACCGCGGCGAAGUUUUACCCCCUUGUGCAAUUUAUUCUUAUGAAAUGCAUGCCCCCGUCCCUCAAAAAGGUGCAAGAAAAUCAUUACCAGCAGAUUGUGGAUAAAGUACACAGGAGAAUGAAUUGGGAACUUGAGAGGCCGGAUAUUAUGUCCCAUGUCAUUAGGGGAAAUGAUGAGAAGAAAGGACUGCCGAUUGGUGAGAUUAAUUCUACGUUCAUGGUGUUGACGACUGCUGGAAGCGAAACUACGGCUACGACGUUAUGCGGCACGUUGAAUUAUCUCGUGCAUAAUGGGGAUAAACUGGAUAUUUUGACACGAGAGGUGCGAAUGCGUUUCCAAAGCGAAAGUGAAAUAACGCUUGAUGCGCUGCAGAAUCUCCCGUAUUUGAAUGCUGUUCUCAAUGAGGGAUUGAGAUUGUGCCCGCCGAUUCCGUGGAUGCUUCCGAGGCGUGUACCGGCUGGUGGCGAGACGGUUUGCGGGAUAUGGCUUCCUGAAGGGACACCCGUCUCAAUCCAAGCCUACACAAUCCACCGAGACCCAGCCAAUUUCCACCUUGCCUCCUCAUUUCUUCCCGAACGGUGGCUCCCCGAAGCCAGUGCGGACGUUAGCUCCGUAUUCUACAACGACAAGCGACAAGCUGUUCAACCAUUCAGCGUCGGUCCACGUGCCUGUCUGGGAAAGAACCUCGCGAUGGCCGAAAUGCGGUUGAUAUUAGCGAAGCUUCUGUGGACGCUCGACUUUGAGGCAGUGGAGGGAAAGAAGGUUGUUUGGGAGGAGUUGAAGACGUUUGCGAUUGUGGAGAAGAAGCCGAUUGAAGUAAAGGUUCAGGUGAGAGAUGAUUUGCCGGGAUUGUAAAGUUUGGAAAAGGAUUUUUCUUUUGGAGAUUUGGACCAUUCCCUAGCCAAGAGCAAUCACCAUUCAGGUAGCGGUAGCGGUAGCGUAAAAGGAUGGGGCCUGCAUUUCGGUAAGCGGUCCGAGGCCGAUUUUUGUAAAUAUAUAGUUCCAAAACAU